This is a messenger RNA of Tigriopus californicus, 770 nucleotides long. Its product is annotated as ras-related protein ced-10-like. Gene Ontology annotation, biological process: small GTPase-mediated signal transduction. The record is from RefSeq and is a predicted model, not a curated record. The transcript is spliced from 3 exons. Gene Ontology annotation, molecular function: GTPase activity; GTP binding. Lineage: Eukaryota; Metazoa; Arthropoda; Copepoda; Harpacticoida; Harpacticidae. Bases 120 to 713 code for a protein of 197 amino acids.
AUUCCGAACUCUAUGCAUCAUAGUGAUAUGGCUGAGAUUUGAAGUAAGACUCUUGAGGAGGUGUCAAAAAAAGUAAACCACUGAAGGUAACGUCUCAUGCAAGUAUAUUCAAUAUCAGCAUGACAGAUCUCAAAUGUGUGGUAGUGGGCGAUGGAGCUGUGGGUAAAACUUCGAUGUUAAUCACCUUCGUCAAAAACGAAUUCCCCGAAGACUAUGUGCCCACCAUUUUUGACAACUACUCACUCUCUAUGGUGGUGGACGGGGAAAAGACAAACCUGGGUUUAUGGGAUACAGCAGGUCAAGAGGAUUAUGAUCGACUCCGACCACUAUCUUACAGCAAAACGGAUGUGAUGUUAAUAUGUUUUGCCACCAAUGACAUUCGAUCAUUUCACAACGUCAACAAAUGGGCGAACGAGGUCCAUCACCAUUGUCCGGACACCCCAAUCAUCCUGGUAGGCACCAAAAUAGACCUCCGCGAGACGAACUUCAAGGGCACGUGGUCCAAGCGGCGCAAGCAACGGGACACUUCGCAAGAAUUUGUUAGUGAAAGCCAAGGAAAAAACAUGGCAACUGAAAUUGGAGCUACCAUGUAUCUUGAGGCCUCCGCCAAAACGCAAGAGGGCCUCAACACCAUUUUUGAUGAGGCUGUGCGGGUCAUUCGCCAAGGAAAGAAGAGGAAGCCAAAACGCCAGCGGAGAUGUACGGUUUUGUGAUCUUUUUGAUUGGUUCGUGAUGUUGGGUGAAGUGCACUGUUUUGAACAAAACUACAA